Messenger RNA from Fusarium subglutinans, 1194 nucleotides. Its product is annotated as ARCA-like protein. Gene Ontology annotation, molecular function: transcription cis-regulatory region binding; DNA-binding transcription factor activity, RNA polymerase II-specific; zinc ion binding. Bases 1 to 1194 code for a protein of 397 amino acids. Gene Ontology annotation, cellular component: nucleus. Gene Ontology annotation, biological process: positive regulation of transcription by RNA polymerase II. The record is from RefSeq and is a predicted model, not a curated record. NCBI's taxonomy places the organism in Eukaryota, Fungi, Ascomycota, Sordariomycetes, Hypocreales, Nectriaceae. The transcript is spliced from 6 exons.
AUGAGCACAGCUACUGCGUGUCUUGCCUGCAAGAAACAGCAUCUCAAAUGCAUCUGGGGUCCACAAGUUGCUGGACGAGGUACACAGACAUGCCUUCGAUGCAUUUCGUUGGGCAAAAUUUGCGCCACAGCGCCUGUCUUUCGAUUCAAGCACUCAACUACGUCAUCACCAAAUCAAGUCUGGGUCCCUUCCUCAAGACGAUUCGGGCUUGUGGGCGCAGAUGGAGCCAGUACAGUAGGCAAAGACAGUCAUCGCGAUUAUGGCCCAAUCCCACAUGGUUCGACACUGGGAUUGGCCAACGUAGGAUCAGUACCGUACCCUUUGAUGGAGAACCAUGAAGUGAGAUUGAUGCAAUAUUAUUUGACUUACAUGUGCACAUGGUUCGAUCUUUGCGAUUCCAGACGCCACUUUGCCAACAUUGUGCCACCUCGAGCGGCGUCUUGUCCGACCCUCCUCAAUGCUAUUUUCGCCUUGUCCUCCAGACAUCUCAGCCUAAACGCGCAAUACGACCCCUACGCCUCCGAUCGGUAUCAUCAAGCCUGUCUCAGGCACUUGGCAACGAUCUCAAACGACUCCUCCGCCCUAAACGACGACAAUCUGCUCGCCGCGACUAUUCUUCUACGGACUCUCGAGGAACUGGACGUUCCCCUCAUCGGCACCGAUCACGAAGGUCACCUGUUGGGAAUACAGCUAUUUAUGAACACCUGCGAUUCUACAACGACCCCCAGCAGCCUCCGGUUAGCUUCGUUCUGGGUUGGUAUGAGACAGGAGGUAACGAUGAGCUUUGCAAGUCAAAGGCCUGUCAAAAUCAGGCUCGACCACGCAUUCAUGGACCGGUCUCUCUCUGAGGCCGAUGAUGAUACAUGGGCGAAUCGCAUUAUUGUCCACAGCGCAGAUGUUAUAAACUACUGUUUUGGAAACACCGGGCCAAAUAGACAUCACUAUCAGGAGCUAGUUGACUACGACCAAGCUUGGCUGCGAGCUCGGCCUGUGUCCUGGCUGCCCCUUGCCUAUAGUGCUUCUGACGAGGCCUUGGGCGAAGCCUUUCCACACAUCAUUUACUUAAACCACGCUGUCGUUAUUGGUCAAGUCCAUAGCAUAUUUGCUCGUAUUCUCCUCAUGUGCCAUGAUGACCGAGUACCACGAAUUGGACCAUCUGCUCAGCUAGCUCGCAAGCAAAUCGACGUAGGUUAA